AUAGAGUACACAACUACGCACACCCAUCAUUUGUGUAGAAUUGAUACUCCUAAAGAGGAAAAGAAAACAGAGAGUAAGAGGAAAAAUGGUUUGUUUUCAACAGAAAACAGUCACCAUAAAAGGACUAUUGUAAAGCUUCUCAGUUUCUCACAACUUCCAACAAAAACCUCCCUUAUUUUCCAUUUAUUUUUCUUUCUAAUUUACAACAUCUUAUGCACAAAUUACAACUCACAAGCUGUCAUUGGCCCAUCUUUGUCAGUUCAUUGCUACACCCUAAACCACCAGCAAAAACACCAGUCUUUCUUCCCUGUCAAAAAGUUAAUCAUUUGCUGAGACCCCAACAGUCUUGUCAAUAACCAGUAUAGUAAUAGUACUUGUUAUUUUGUUGUUGUGUGGCUUGUAUUCAAUAUUUCAAUAAUAUACAUACAUAUAUCUAUAUAUAUACGCACAAAGUUUGAAACUUUAUUUAACAAAUAGUACUUUAAAUUAGGACCCACAAAAAAAUAUGAUUGAACUUGAUAAAAACUAACAAAAAAACAUAAAAAAAAACUAACCAACAACCAACCAUGGAAAUAGGUGGCUCUAGUUCUUCUAGUGAAUCAAAUCUUUUGAAAAUUGGUUUGAAAUUUGGUAAAAAAACUUACUUUGAAGAUGUUGAGAUAAAAAUGGAAAGUGGGUUGGGUCCAGUUAUUGGUGAUGGUGGUGGUGUUGGGCCAAUCAAGAAAGGAAGGACUAGUGGUGGUGGUGGUGGUGGCAGAGUGGUGGUUGUUGGUCAAGAACCACCUAGGUGUCAAGUUGAAGGAUGUAACUUGGAUCUAAGUGAUGCCAAAACUUACUAUUCUAGGCAUAAAGUGUGUGGUGUUCAUUCCAAGACUCCUAAGGUUAUUGUUAAUGGGAUUGAACAGAGGUUUUGUCAACAGUGUAGCAGGUUUCAUCAGCUACCGGAGUUUGAUCAAGGGAAAAGAAGCUGUCGCAGGCGAUUGGCUGGGCACAAUGAACGUAGGAGGAAGCCAGCAUCUGGAACUCUGCUAGCUGCUCGCUAUGGAAACCUCUCUUCCUCUAUCUUUGUGGCAGAAAACAAUAGCAAUUCUGGGGGGUUCUUGAUGGACUUUUCAUCAUGCUCGAGAGGGAAGGUUAACUGGCCUAACACAAGAGCAUCUACUGGAAUCACAAAAUUUCCACCACUUCCAUGGCAGAGCAACUUGGACAACCCACCACCAUACAUGGGCCCGGAUCACGUUCCUCCUGGAGGAUGCUUUAAUGGAGUUCAAGAGUCCAAUUGUGCUCUCUCUCUUCUGUCAAAUAACUCAUCAGCUUCAAGAAACCAAACCUUGACCCACGACUACUACUUAAACACCAAUGUUGGUGCUGGUGCACACCUGGUUCAACCACCAACUGUGACCGUGGUUCAGACUCAAGGUCAUUUCUCAAAUGGCUGGGGUUAUGGCACCAAUGAAGCCCAUUUGGGUUUGGGUCAAAUCCCAUACUCUGGUUACUCUGGUGAGACUGGGCUUGGUCAUCAGGGUGGAAGGCGAUAUGACUCAUCUGCUGACCAAAUUGACUGGUCCCUUUAACUCAUCUAUGAAUGAAUGUGUUAGGCCGUGUUUAUGUACCAUCGUUUCGACUUUUUCAUCGUUCAACUGUAUUCUGUGUGUUUCUGGUAGGACAAGAUCUGGUUGCUGUCUUAGAUGCUGUAUUGAAGUUGAAACUGAUUAACAAGGCCUUAACCUUGUUCUAAAUAAGAAGGAACUCUGCCUAGAUUUGAACU
Messenger RNA from Erigeron canadensis, 1768 nucleotides. Its product is annotated as squamosa promoter-binding-like protein 9. Gene Ontology annotation, molecular function: DNA binding. NCBI's taxonomy places the organism in Eukaryota, Viridiplantae, Streptophyta, Magnoliopsida, Asterales, Asteraceae. The transcript is spliced from 3 exons. The record is from RefSeq and is a predicted model, not a curated record. Gene Ontology annotation, cellular component: nucleus. Bases 567 to 1574 code for a protein of 335 amino acids.